AUGCCAGGGGGACGGCUGGGGCGGGCCACUGGGGGAUUGUGCUCGAAGUCAGACAGGCUGACCUCCCCGUCACCUCCGCUCGGCCCACAGAGGGCUCUCCACGUGGGGCUGGAGCUCCGCAGAGGCUGUGGAUGGACCCCGGUGCCUGUGUUUGUCAAACUCCCCAGUGUCAGACUGCGAAACGAACCGGCCCUGGCCACAAACCCACUGCCCUUUCCGCCCUCCGCCCCCACAGCAGCUGUAAACAUGCCAGGGCUCAGAGCGGGUCAGCUGCUUCUCAUCUGCGGAUGCUCUGUCACAUGUGCGGGUUUUCACUCCGAGCAUGUGUCUCCAGGAAGCACCGCGGGGAGAAGGCCAAACAGCCCCGGGCACUGCCCCGUCACUGUCCCGUCACUGCCCCGUCACUGUCCCGUCACUGUCCCGUCACUGUCCCGUCACUGCCCCGUCACUGCCCCGUCACUGUCCCGUCACUGCCCCGUCACUGUCCCGUCACUGCCCCGUCACUGUCCCGUCACUGUCCCGUCACUGCCCCGUCACUGUCCCGUCACUGUCCCGUCACUGCCCCGUCACUGUCCCGUCACUGCCCCGUCACUGCCCCGUCACUGUCCCGUCACUGUCCCGUCACUGCCCAGUCACUGCCCCGUCACUGUCCCGUCACUGUCCAGUCACUGUCCCGUCACUGCCCCGUCACUGUCCCGUCACUGCCCCGUCACUGCCCCGUCACUGCCCCGUCACUGCCCCGUCACUGUCCCGUCACUGCCCCGUCACUGCCCCGUCACUGCCCCGUCACUGCCCAGUCACUGUCCCGUCACUGUCCCGUCACUGCCCCGUCACUGCCCCGUCACUGUCCCGUCACUGCCCCGUCACUGUCCCGUCACUGUCCCGUCACUGCCCCGUCACGGCCCCGUCACUGUCCCGUCACUGUCCCGUCACUGUCCCGUCACUGCCCCGUCACUGCCCCGUCACUGUCCCGUCACGGCCCCGUCACUGUCCCGUCACUGUCCAGUCACUGUCCCGUCACUGUCCCGUCACUGCCCCGUCACUGCCCCGUCACUGUCCCGUCACGGCCCCGUCACUGCCCCGUCACGGCCCCGUCACUGUCCCGUCACUGUCCAGUCACUGUCCAGUCACUGUCCCGUCACUGUCCCGUCACUGUCCCGUCACUGCCCCGUCACUGCCCCGUCACUGUCCCGUCACUGUCCCGUCACUGUCCCGUCACUGUCCCGUCACUGCCCAGUCACUGCCCUGUCACUGUCCCGUCACUGUCCCGUCACUGCCCCGUCACUGUCCCGUCACUGUCCCGUCACUGCCCCGUCACUGUCCCGUCACUGCCCCGUCACUGCCCAGUCACUGUCCCGUCACUGUCCCGUCACUGCCCCGUCACUGUCCCGUCACUGCCCCGUCACUGUCCCGUCACUGCCCCGUCACUGCCCAGUCACUGCCCCGUCACUGUCCCGUCACUGCCCCGUCACUGCCAGUCACUGUCCCGUCACUGCCCCGUCACUGCCCCGUCACUGCCCCGUCACUGUCCCGUCACUGUCCCGUCACUGUCCCGUCACUGCCCCGUCACUGCCCCGUCACUGCCCCGUCACUGUCCCGUCACUGCCCCGUCACUGUCCCGUCACUGCCCCGUCACUGUCCCGUCACUGCCCCGUCACUGCCCCGUCACUGUCCCGUCACUGCCCCGUCACUGCCCCGUCACUGCCCCGUCACUGUCCCGUCACUGCCCCGUCACUGUCCCGUCACUGCCCCGUCACUGCCCCGUCACUGCCCCGUCACUGCCCCGUCACUGUCCCGUCACUGCCCCGUCACUGCCCCGUCACUGCCCCGUCACUGCCCCGUCACUGUCCCGUCACUGCCCCGUCACUGCCCCGUCACUGCCCCGUCACUGCCCCGUCACUGUCCCGUCACUGCCCCGUCACUGUCCCGUCACUGUCCCGUCAGGCUGCAUCUGUCCCUUCUAUAUUUAGGCAGUGGGACACAUACCUUUCUGCUGUAUAUGAACUUGAGCUGACAGACAGAGGAGACAGUCAGGCAUCUGUAGAGCGCAACCUUCAGGAUUCGUUAGCUCCCGGCUACAGCUGGCUACGAUUACAGAGAGGGAGCCGGAGGGACGCUCUGGAGAGAGAGUGUCAAAGAGAGUCUGUCUGUGACCAGCCCAAAGAGGCCUGGACCGAGGCUGAGGCCUGGACCGGGGCUGAGGCCUGGACCGGGGCUGAGGCCUGGACCGGGGCUGAGGCCUGGACCGGGGCUGAGGCCUGGACCGAGGCUGUGGGAACUCUGUCCUCCACAGACUCACACCAAUGA
Knipowitschia caucasica is the source of this 2307-nucleotide messenger RNA. NCBI's taxonomy places the organism in Eukaryota, Metazoa, Chordata, Actinopteri, Gobiiformes, Gobiidae. The record is from the annotation of a GenBank genome assembly.